AUGGAUUCGUCAAAGAAACUCCCGUUUCCGGACCAGAUUUUAUCUUCGAGAAGAAGAAACAUCUUGACCAGAUUCGGUCUAGGAAUCGCUGCUUCUCUCGCUCUCGUCACACUUCUCUCUCUUACUAACUCCUCCUUCAGUGUCCCCUUUGUCUCUCCUCUGCUUCAAGGUCUCAGAAGCUCAAAUCUAAACAUCCCUUCUUCUGUCAAGCAAGUGGACGAGAAGCCUGAAGUAGUAAAUCUCACAGACCAAGUCCCAGAUGCCGAACAAAGAUCUGGAGAAACUGGAGAUGCUGCUUCGAAGAAUACAAGUUCCCCUGGAGAAGGUAAAGUCUCAGGCUUUGACGAUUCAGGACAAAGAUCUGGAGAAACAGUGAAGAAUUCGAGUUUGGCUGAAGAUUCUAAAGUCUUCGUCGCAAAUGACCAAAACACCCUCGAAACAAAUGCUACAGUAAGUGUGGGCAGUAAUAGCUCAAGCUUGGUCUCUGAUUUGGGAGGUGUACAAUGUGAUCUCUUUGUGUUGGAACCUAAAAGGUUGAAUGGAACUGAUUUUCUGGAGAAGCUAAGAGGGAAGAAGCUGGUUUUCGUUGGGGAUUCGAUAAACCGGAACAUGUGGGAAUCUCUUGUUUGCAUUCUUCGAAAUAGCCUCAAGGACAAGAAACGAGUGUAUGAGAUCUCAGGGAGAAGCGAGUUCAAGAAGAGAGGCUUUUACGCUUUCAGAUUCGAGGACUAUAACUGCACGGUGGAUUUCGUCGGCUCGCCUUUCUUUGUAAGGGAAUCAAGUUUCAAAAACGUGAACGGGACGAGAUUAGAGACUUUAAGGUUGGAUAUGAUGGACAAGACGACUUCCAUGUAUAAAGAUGCUGAUAUACUCAUUUUCAACACUGGUCAUUGGUGGACUCACGACAAAACAAAGCUAGGAGAAAACUAUUACCAAGAAGGUAACGUUGUGUACCCGAGGCUCAAGGUUCUUGAAGCUUAUAAACGAGCUCUCGCCACUUGGGCGAAAUGGGUCGAUAAGAACAUCGACCGUAAUCAAACCCAUGUCGUCUUUAGAGGAUACUCCGUUACACAUUUCAGAGGAGGGCCAUGGAACUCAGGAGGACAAUGCCAUAAUGAAACAGAACCGAUCUAUAACACGAGUUACUUAAAAAAGUAUCCUUCGAAGAUGAGAGCUCUCGAGAACAUUCUCCGUGACACGAUGAAAACUCCGGUGAUAUACAUGAACAUAAGCCGACUAACUGAUUUCAGAAAAGAUGGCCACCCGUCGAUAUACAGGACGGUGUACAGGACGGAGAAGGAGAAAAGAGAGGCCGUGAGCCACCAAGAUUGUAGCCAUUGGUGCUUGCCUGGUGUGCCGGACACAUGGAACCAGCUCUUGUAUGUUUCGCUGUUAAAGGCCGGUCUAGCCUCCAAGUGGUAG
This is a messenger RNA of Thlaspi arvense, 1422 nucleotides long. Lineage: Eukaryota; Viridiplantae; Streptophyta; Magnoliopsida; Brassicales; Brassicaceae. The record is from the annotation of a GenBank genome assembly.